Molecule: messenger RNA, 1638 nt
Organism: Salvia miltiorrhiza (redroot sage)
Lineage: Eukaryota; Viridiplantae; Streptophyta; Magnoliopsida; Lamiales; Lamiaceae
Product: amino acid transporter AVT1H-like
Exons: 3
Coding region: 142-1464 (440 amino acids)
Biological process (GO): amino acid transmembrane transport
Cellular component (GO): vacuolar membrane
Molecular function (GO): amino acid transmembrane transporter activity
Source: RefSeq, a predicted model, not a curated record
AAAGAUUAUAUUUUUUUUAGAGUCGAAUUAUUGAAUCUUGUACAACCCAUAUAAAUACGCACACACAUUACCUUCACCUUCAACCAUAUAUACAAAUAUCAAUUUCUUCCAUUGUAUUUCGCUCUAUACUUGAACCAAACAAUGACGGCCAGGAUUUGGGAAUCCCAAGAGGAAGCCGGUGAGAAAGCUGCGGCGGAGGAGCGACCGAGCACCGUGGGCGACGAGGAAGAAGAUGAGAAAAGUGCAGUUAAGACCCAUGCAGAUGAUCGAACCACCGGCUCUUUUCUUCAUGCAGUCAUCAACAUGGUUGGAAUGCUCAUUGGUUUGGGACAACUAUCAACUCCCUAUGCCUUGGAAAAUGGAGGAUGGGCAUCAACAUUCCUCCUAGUAGGGCUUGGAGCAGUGUGUGCCUACAGUUCUUGCCUUCUGGGGAAAUGCAUGCACAAGAACCCUAAAUCAAGAGACUACAAAGACAUAGGAAAUGAGGCAUUUGGUUCAAAGGGAAGAAUCAUAGCUACUACUUUCAUCUACCUAGAGAUUUUCAUGGCCCUUGUCUCCUACACCAUCUCACUCCACGACAACCUCGCCAACGUCUUCGCCACCUUCACUUUGAACUCGCCUCAUCUAUCCGCGUCUCAGCUGCUGGCGCUCAUAGCCGUCCUCGUUGCCCUUCCGAGCCUGUGGCUAAGGGAUCUUUCCUCAAUCUCCUUCCUCUCGACCGCUGGCAUCCUCCUGUCUCUCGUCAUCUUCUCCACUGUGGCCUACACCGCCAUCUCUGGAGCCGUUGAAGCUCACCGUUACAUUCCAGUCCUGCACCUCAACAAAAUUCCUGCAAUUUCGGGGCUCUAUAUCUUCAGUUUUGCUGGUCAUAUAGUCUUCCCCAAUCUAUACAAUUCCAUGAAAGAUCCUUCCAAAUUCACCAAGGUAUCCAUUGUGAGCUUCUCAAUGGUGACAGUGCUGUACACAACAUUAGGAUUCAUGGGAGCCAAGAUGUUUGGCCCUCAAGUGAAUUCACAAAUCACUCUGAGCAUGCCUCACAAUCUCAUCGUCACAAAGAUCGCUCUGUGGGCGACAGUGCUCACGCCCAUGACAAAAUACGCGCUUGAAUUCGCGCCUUUUGCCAUGCAGCUCGAACAAAGCCUUCCCCCCUCGAUCAAAUCAAGAACACGGAUGAUCAUACGGGGGACAGUGGGCUCGAUUCUACUGCUCAUCAUACUCGUGCUCGCCCUCUCCGUGCCAUACUUCGAGCACGUUCUCAGCCUCACGGGCUCCCUAGUCAGUGUCGGAAUUUGCGUAAUCUUUCCAUGUGCUUUCUACACCAAGAUAUUCUGGAGACAAAUUUCGACACCUCUGCUGCUGCUCAAUCUCAUUCUCAUAACAUUUGGUGUGAUUUUGGGAGCAUUCGGAACCUUUUCAUCUUCAAGAUCUCUCAUCAGAAGUUUACAGAGAGGGCAUACAUCCUAAUCGCGCGCGCACACACACAUGGAUGGAUAUAUGUGUGUUUUUCUUGGAUUUUAUAUAAGAGCUGUAGCUUCUCUUAUGUUCAACCCUUAAAUAAAGAUUGAAUGUAAUGAGGAAAUAUGUAUCAAGUACACAAACAAAACAAAUGAAUAGUUGCAAGAAAUUAAUUCUGUAUUA